Molecule: messenger RNA, 1829 nt
Organism: Cynoglossus semilaevis (tongue sole)
Lineage: Eukaryota; Metazoa; Chordata; Actinopteri; Pleuronectiformes; Cynoglossidae
Product: MARVEL domain-containing protein 3
Exons: 4
Coding region: 356-1198 (280 amino acids)
Cellular component (GO): membrane
Source: RefSeq, a predicted model, not a curated record
AGACACAGAGGCGUCUGUAGGACUGACUCCAGACAAAGAGGCUGAUUCACAGCAGCUUCUAAUGACUUGAACCGCAUCCAGAUUUUCAAAGGGCAAAAACACCACAACAGUGGGUUUUCUCUAACUGUGACCAUACAGCUCCCACUAUCCUUCACUUCUUCUACCUGUCGUGCUCUCUUCCUGACCUUACUGACGUCAUAUCCUCUUUCCGCCACACCUAACCUCGUCUUCCCUCAGGUUUCUAAGGUGGAGCUGUUUUGACCCGUAACAGCAGUGAAAAAGACCGAUUCAACACUCAACUAUGGUGGUUUAGUCGGACGCUUAAGCUUUUACCGACUUGACAGUGUCAACAGAAAUGAGUCAUCCGCCCCGUUCAAACCGGGGACACCGGGAUAAAAAUGGGGACCAUCGACAUAAUAGAGACUCUCGUGAUGACAGAUCCUCGUCCUCUCGACCACCGUACUACCCCAGAGAGACAGACUCACCUCCCAAACAUGUGCGUGAAGUCCCACGAGUGCAGCAUGAGGGCUCCAAAUGCACACACAUCUGCUCCAGGAGAGGUAUCGUCCUGAUCUGUGCCGUGUUGACCAACGCUCUGGUGCUUAUCUGUGUGAUCGCAGCUCACAUGGUCUCAUCAGGAAUAACUUCCGCUGCUGGUGUGGGAGGGUUCAAUAUUAACUCCCACCUCAACAUGCAGGGCACUGAGCUGCAAAAAGCUCGAGAACUGGACAUGCAGUACAGCCAGAUGAGGGCGCCGGGGAUCUACGGUGGCCUGGCCUUCAGCCUGACCUUUGCUGUCAUCUCACUGCUGUUUGUCGUUGCUGGGAACAAACCACCUCACCUGAUGACGAGGAAGCUUCUGGUGGGAGCGUUGUUGUUCCAAGCAGUGGGGGCUGUGGUCUACGUGGUGGCUGUCGGCCUCUACCUGCACUUUAUCAUCAGGGUCAACUCCACAGAUGUGUGUCAGCAGCGGGAGAGGCUGUACGCUCGCAGUGGAUACACCUGGAUGAACUGUGAUGUGAGUGGGGGAGAUGCAGCCGUGGCUCUGUUCGGACUCAUUACAGCCAUUCUGUAUAUAGUAGGAACAGUGCUCACUGUCCAGACCAUCAGAGGAGUGAAGCGCUACCUACAGGAGAGGAAACGCAGGGACGCAGAGAGACCAAGGGCCCCGCUGAGGGCCGAAACAACUGCUGUGUGAGGAAUCAAAGUUAAACCUAAGGACUAAAAUUUCUUGAUAGCAGUGCAACAGUUCACAACAUAUAAGCUUCACUCACACAGGCACAGAGGCAUUAAUCGUCAGCCAGGAACAUUAAGGUUAAUUAUGAAAUUUUAAAACAAACCAUUGCCUCAAGAUUUUAUUUUUGUGUUUUCUUCAACAUUGGAUCCCACGAGUUCUGACCACGAUCCUGGGGGACACCUGCAGACAACAGACCCACCAGCACAAAAGAAAAAGCUCUGUGCCUGCCAUCAUGAACAAAACAUGUUAAAUGAACAAUCCAGUGUAAAUAUUUUUUUAAUGACACCAUGAAAUGUAUUUUCCUGUUUAAUUUUUGUAUGGUACUAAUUGAUUCAUGUGGAACUUUCCUUACUUCUCAUAUGCUUUGUUUGUGAUUGGUAAAAGUAAAUGGAUUAGCUCAGUUGUUCAUGUAAUCAGUUUACACCAUGCUGUGAUAGACAUCUGGUAUUUGAAGUGUUUGUUCACGAGACUCUGAGCCAUGCUGGGAUUUGAGAGUUUUAACCUGUGUAAGUUUUAAUAAUGUAGCUUUUAUAAUGACAUUUUUCACUACAGCUUAAUGUGCACUCUGAUAUUAAAAUUGUAUCUACUGAAA